Nakaseomyces glabratus is the source of this 450-nucleotide messenger RNA. RefSeq names its product Aim7p (gene AIM7). Gene Ontology annotation, biological process: negative regulation of Arp2/3 complex-mediated actin nucleation; actin filament debranching. Lineage: Eukaryota; Fungi; Ascomycota; Saccharomycetes; Saccharomycetales; Saccharomycetaceae. Gene Ontology annotation, cellular component: actin cortical patch. Gene Ontology annotation, molecular function: Arp2/3 complex binding; actin binding. The record is from RefSeq and is a predicted model, not a curated record.
AUGUCUAAUUUAUAUCAGAUUGACUCCGAGACGAAAGAAAGGAUCAGGAAGUUUCGUAUCUCCACGUCUAGAGCCGAUACUAUUAAAGCUCUGCCGUUAAAGAUAGAGCCAAAGCCAUCUUACAAGAUAGUUAUUGAAGAAGAUGAACUAGAAGAAUUGGACGAGGCAGAUGGUUUAGCUGAUUAUGGUGAGGCUUUGCCGGACAACUCGCCAAGGUAUGUUCUUAUUGCUUAUCCUCUCACUAACAAAGACGGUAUUAAACAGACACCGUUAAUUCUAAUAUACUGGAUACCACAAACAGUAGUUUCCCAAGAAUGGAAGAUGCUGUACGCCGGUGCUCUCGAGUUGAUACGAAACGAGUGUGGUACGUCUAAGCUGGUAGAAGUCACUUCAGGCUUAGAAGAUGAUUCAGAUGUUGAGGAAUUGAUUGCGCAGAUCGAGACAAGAUAA